AUGCCAGUGCUAGUCACCUACGCGACUUGUCGGGGCUCGACGCGAGAAGUGGCCGAACGCAUCGCCACGCGUCUCUACGAAGAUGGCUUUGCCGUCGACUGUCGACCUGUCGACCAUGUUUUCAGUGUCGAGAACUAUACCGCAGUCAUCCUGGGCAGUGCCGUACAUUCCCACAGAUGGCUUCUCGACGCUCUAAAAUUUCUCGACGUCGAGGCCAUGGAGUUGCAAUUGGUACCCUUCUGGGCAUUCAGUCUGGCCAUGUCACCGCACGGGCUUCCCAAUCGGAUUGGAAGGAAGAUGGCCAAGAAGGAAAGGAGGAGGAUUGAAGACAACCUUUUGAGGAAAGUGCCCAAGAUCAGAGAGCAUCGGAUGUUUGCAGGAAAGCACGAUGGCUCGUCGGUGCCUGGUCCUUUCCGGAGCUUGUACAGGUGCCUAGGUGGGAGGUUUGGAGACAUGCGCGACUGGACUGAGAUCGAUGCUUGGGCGGAUCAGAUUGCGAAGCAGUUGCAUAUUGAGCACGCUUGA
Molecule: messenger RNA, 525 nt
Organism: Capronia coronata CBS 617.96
Lineage: Eukaryota; Fungi; Ascomycota; Eurotiomycetes; Chaetothyriales; Herpotrichiellaceae
Exons: 1
Coding region: 1-525 (174 amino acids)
Source: RefSeq, a predicted model, not a curated record